UCUCCCUCUCCCUCUCCAACUCCGACAGCAUAUAGAAGGCAAAGGCGUGAAACUAUCUAUUGAUAUUCAUCAGAACUUUUCCAAUUGAGCUCCAAAUUGCAUCUCAAACACCCCAUUAUUCCCAGCAAACCAGCAAGAAAAAAGAAAAACAAUUGAAACUUGAUCCAAGAAUUGGAUUCCCAAUGGACCAAAAUCAGAAACCCACGAGCCUUCUCGACACACUUGGGGAAGAAAUCAUCAGAAUACUAACACCAGUCUCAAUCUGCAUGUUUUUGGUGGUCAUUUUGGUCUCAAUAUUGAAUAAUAGCUCAGAUUCCUCGGGCCCCUCAAUCACAACCAUAGCCUCCAUAGCCUACAGUGAGGACAGCUCAGAUUCCAUUUGGGACAAAUUGAAAGGUGCCCUUUUGAACUCACUGGUGUUUGUUGCAGUUGUCACGGUGGUUACCUUUUUAUUGGUGCUGCUAUUCUAUCUUAGAUGCACUAAAUUCCUGAAAUACUAUAUGGGUUUCUCUGCUUUCCUUGUUUUGGGGUUCAUUGGUGGUGAAAUUGCUGUUUUUGUUAUUAAAGACUUGAGCUUUCCUAUUGAUGCUGUGACAUUUAUGGUGGUUCUGUUCAAUUUUACCGUGGUUGGUGUAUUGGCUACUUUUAUGGAGAAUUUUGCUAUCUUUAUAAAACAAGGGUACUUGGUUGUUGUUGGGAUGUUGGUUGCUUAUUGGUUUACUCUUUUGCCUGAGUGGACUACUUGGGUACUUUUGGUUGCCAUGGCAUUGUAUGACCUUGCUGCUGUACUCUUGCCUGGUGGUCCUUUGAGGCUUUUGGUGGAGCUUGCCAUAUCAAGGGAUGAGGAUAUCCCUGCUUUGGUCUAUGAGGCACGGCCAGUUACUGAUCAUGAUUCAGUUCCAUCCAAUGGAGAGGUGCAGAGAAGGGUAUGGAGGGAAAGAAGGCAUAUUGAAUCUGAUUUCAUUGAUAACGUAGAGGCAAGUUCUGAGUCAAAUCCAGUUGGGAGUAAUACUUCCAAUGCAAGUCGUGUUAGUGGGAUGUCAUUGUCCUUGGAAACAAAUGAGAGGGAGAGAAACUUGGUUGCUGCUGAAGAGGGUAGAGUUGCAACACUGGAUUCAGAGCUCUCUGCUCCACUUAUCCAACAUAGGAUUGAUGUCCAGUUGAAUUUGCAGGAAGGGCCAAGUGACAGUUCUGCACUCGAGGGGAUCGGCCUGGGCUCCUCAGGGGCAAUCAAGCUUGGGCUUGGGGAUUUUAUAUUCUACAGUGUAUUAGUUGGUAGGGCUGCAAUGUAUGAUUUCAUGACAGUUUAUGCGUGCUACCUGGCUAUUAUAGCUGGUCUAGGUAUUACUCUGAUGCUUCUUGCAUUUUAUCAGAAAGCUCUGCCAGCGCUUCCAGUAUCUGUAUUGCUGGGUGUGUUAUUUUAUCUAUUGACCAGGCUUUUACUUGAAAAUUUUGUUGUACAAUGUUCUAUAAACCUUCUGAUGUUUUAGAAAUUUUCCAGAUGAAGUCUGCUUUUUCCAUGCUGCAAGGCUUAUCA
Coffea eugenioides is the source of this 1537-nucleotide messenger RNA. Its product is annotated as presenilin-like protein At2g29900. Gene Ontology annotation, molecular function: aspartic endopeptidase activity, intramembrane cleaving. Gene Ontology annotation, biological process: protein processing. Gene Ontology annotation, cellular component: membrane; nucleus. The coding region runs from base 183 to 1490 and encodes 435 amino acids. The transcript has a single exon. The record is from RefSeq and is a predicted model, not a curated record. Lineage: Eukaryota; Viridiplantae; Streptophyta; Magnoliopsida; Gentianales; Rubiaceae.